Messenger RNA from Centruroides sculpturatus (bark scorpion), 1084 nucleotides. Its product is annotated as transmembrane and TPR repeat-containing protein 3-like. The record is from RefSeq and is a predicted model, not a curated record. Bases 9 to 1070 code for a protein of 353 amino acids. Lineage: Eukaryota; Metazoa; Arthropoda; Arachnida; Scorpiones; Buthidae. Gene Ontology annotation, cellular component: endoplasmic reticulum. The transcript has 7 exons. Gene Ontology annotation, molecular function: mannosyltransferase activity. Gene Ontology annotation, biological process: protein O-linked glycosylation via mannose.
AGAAAAACAUGGACCUUUGGAAGGAUAAAAAACAUUAUAUAUUAUUGAUUGCAACAGUAUGUGCUUGUUACUUUAAUGCUCUAGAAUGUGAUUUUGUUUUUGAUGACAUGUCAGCUAUAAGAGAUAACAAAGAUCUUAGACCAACUACACCAUUAUGCAACAUAUUUUUAAAUGAUUUUUGGGGAACUCCUAUACAAAAAGAACAUAGUCACAAAUCAUAUCGACCACUUUGUGUUCUCACAUUUCGCCUUAACUAUCUAAUGAAUGAAUUAAAUCCAUUUAGUUAUCAUUUAAUAAAUGUGAUGCUUCAUGCCUUAGUGUGUAUCCUGUACUACAGAAUGUGCAUGAUAUUCCUGCCAGACCCUGCCAAUUUUUUGGCUGCCAUACUUUUUGCUGUCCAUCCUAUACAUACAGAAGCAGUGAAAUGGUUUUCAUUGAUACAGUGUAUUAUUAUAACAAUUAUUGCAACUCUUUGUAAAGAACAAGGAAUAACUGUUGUUGCUGUUUGUUGUGUAUAUGAAAUAUUUAUUGCUCAAAGGGUAAGCAAUAAAUUUUUUAAUAUAGAAAUUUAUUUCUACAGAUUUGACAAUCCUGCAGCUGUAUCUGAAACACCAAUUCGACAACUCACGUAUAAUUAUUUAUUGCCUGUCAAUGCAUGGCUCUUACUUUACCCAUACAAUUUAUGUUGUGAUUGGACAAUGGGGACCAUUCCACUUGUAGAAUCAUUCCUCGAUCUAAGAAAUUUGGCUACAUUGGCACUCUACUGUGCAGUUGGAAUAAUGAUUUGGAGAGCUAUAUCAUCAGAUGAUGAACAGUCAAAUAUUUUAAUUAUUAGUCUUGCAUUGAUAAUAUUUCCAUUUCUUCCUGCAUCAAAUUUAUUUUUUCCUGUUGGAUUUGUUGUAGCUGAAAGGGUUUUAUAUACACCAAGUAUGGGAUUUUGUUUGCUUGUUGCUCAUGGAUGGAAUUUAUUAAAUGAAAGAUUAGAAUGGAAAUCAAUAAUGAAAAUCCUUCUUAUGUUCUUAUUUUGCAUUUAUGCCCUGAAAACAGUUUUACGUAAUUAUGAUUGGUAAAUAUUUAGAUAUUU